This is a messenger RNA of Kluyveromyces marxianus DMKU3-1042, 1188 nucleotides long. It is a transcript of the gene TOH1, whose product is annotated as Toh1p. Gene Ontology annotation, cellular component: fungal-type cell wall. The coding region runs from base 1 to 1188 and encodes 395 amino acids. The record is from RefSeq and is a predicted model, not a curated record. Lineage: Eukaryota; Fungi; Ascomycota; Saccharomycetes; Saccharomycetales; Saccharomycetaceae. The transcript has a single exon.
AUGGUUCGAUUAUUUGACAUACUAGGAGCACUGCUAGUAGCUGAGUUAAUGGGAUUGGCUAAUGCCAAGCAGUCAUAUCAAGUCGUCGAGUUUGGAAAUGUUGGUUUUUCCGGAACUUACAAGAACGUUAAAAAGAUUUCAAAUGAAGACAAAGAUAGUUGUACUUGUAACUUAGGAGAUGAGAUUUGGUUCAGUGGUGAGAAUGCACCUCUUAAUGAAGGUGUUUCUGUGCACUUCAGAGGUCCUCUCUCGCUUUCUAAAUUUGCUUUUUACACAUCUCCUUCUUUUGAUAUCAAUGAUUCGUCAUCAUCACAGUCGUGGAACAGGACUGCAUAUUAUGACGCUUCCAAUAAAACUGCUAAUAAUGUCACUUUCUUAACUAAUGCUGGCGAUAAUUCUUCAUGUUUGGGUAAGGCUUUAACGUAUGCAGAUUCUACUGGUACCGGGAAAGCGAGCGACGCCACUAUAUUGGGAUCUGAUAACCUUUUAAAAUCGGAUGAAGAAUUCAGCAUCUUCUCAGAAGUUAAAUGUCCAAAGUCUGGUUAUAAUAAAGCUUGCGGUGUAUAUCGUUCCGGAAUUCCUGCCUAUCAUGGAUUUGAUGGUGAGACGAAGAUGUUCCUAUUUGAAUUUACUAUGCCAACGGCUUCUGAAAAGAACAGUUCCUCUAUUGAAUAUUACGACAUGCCAGCUAUAUGGCUACUGAAUGACCAUAUUCCUAGAACAUCACAAUAUCCUACGAAUCCAAACUGUUCGUGUUGGAAUACUGGCUGUGGUGAAUUUGAUAUUUUUGAAGUCAUGAAUGGCACAGAGAGAAACAACCUAUAUUCUACUUUCCACACUUUCCAGGGUAUUGAAUAUUUAGGUUAUGGGAUCCAAGCGGAUGGAUAUAUUCCAAGAGAUACAGAGGGGACUAUGAAGGGUGGUGUUUUGUUUGAUUCUAAGGGUAACACUGUCGUGUUUAUGUCUAAUGACACUACUUUUGACACUGAAGUCGAUUACAAUACCAUUCAAAAACUGACCUCCGUAUCUAAGAAUGAGAAAUAUGAUACCAAUUUAGCAACUAUUUCUGCUACAGCACCAACUUCAACCUCAAAAUCUGGUGCCGCGAUAUUGAUCCCUCAAUUAUCGGGUACUUUCCAAGCAUUGCUGAUGUCAGCGAUACUCUCAACUAUCAACUUCAUAUUUUAA